Messenger RNA from Salvia miltiorrhiza (redroot sage), 1533 nucleotides. RefSeq lists its product as uncharacterized. The transcript has a single exon. NCBI's taxonomy places the organism in Eukaryota, Viridiplantae, Streptophyta, Magnoliopsida, Lamiales, Lamiaceae. Bases 1 to 1533 code for a protein of 510 amino acids. The record is from RefSeq and is a predicted model, not a curated record.
AUGAUUCACGAUGCGUAUGAUGUCUAUGAAAAUAACCCAACCUAUUUUCAGACGUUGCUUGAAGACACUGAAAAACCUCUAUAUCCUGGUUGUAGUCAAUUUACCAAGCUAUCUGCCACUAUUAAAUUGUACAAUUUGAAGGCGAAACAUGGUUGGAGUGAUAGUAGUUUCAAUGAUCUAUUGAAAUUGGUAAAAGAAAUGCUCCCUGAAAGCAAUUCCAUGCCUUUUUCUUUGUACGAUGCAAAGAAAACCUUAAGCACCCUAGGGUUAGAUUAUGAUAAGAUUCAUGCCUGCCCCAACGAUUGUAUUUUAUAUCGAAAGGAGUAUUUAGAUUCAAGUGAUUGCCCUACAUGUGGGAUGUCAAGAUGGAAGGUGAAUAAGAAAGGUAAGGCUAUGCCUGGAGUGCCGUCAAAAGUUCUGUGGUAUUUUCCUCCAAUACCAAGAUUCCGAAGAAUGUUUCGUACUCGGGAAAUUGCGAAAGAGCUAGUUUGGCAUGCAGAUGAAAGAAAGCGUGACGGUAAGUUGCGUCAUCCAGCUGAUGCACCGGCUUGGAGAUUAGUAGACCACAAAUGGCCCGAUUUCGGCAACGAACCCAGAAAUCUUAGAUUAGCUUUAGCAACAGAUGGUAUGAAUCCACACAAUAUGAUGAAUUCUAACUAUAGUUGUUGGCCUGUUGUACUUGUCACGUACAACCUUCCUCCGUGGUUAUGCAUGAAGAGAAGAUUUAUGAUGCUAACUCUAUUGAUUUCUGGUCCCAAGCAACCCGGGAAUGAUAUUGAUGUAUACUUGGCACCCCUAAUUGAUGACUUGAAAGAGUUAUGGGAGAUAGGCAUCCAAGCAUAUGACGCAUAUCGUUCUCAAAGCUUCACACUUAGAUCUGUUCUAUUAUGGACAAUCAAUGAUUUUCCUGCCUAUGGAAACUUGUCCGGGUGUUCUGUUAAAGGGUAUAAAGCAUGCCCGAUUUGUGCAGAUCAAACUCAUUCUAAAUGGCUACCGUACAGUAGAAAAGUAUCUUAUACAGGACACCGACAGUUUUUACCUGAAUACCAUCCAUACCGAAGGCAGAAGAAAGCGUUUGACGGCGUACAAGAGUUGCGGGCUGCCCCAAAACCUCUAAGUGGCACAGAAGUUUUUGAAAGAAUGCAAGCAUGCAAUUGUGUGUGGGGAAAAACAAAGGGCAGAAAAAUAUCAGAUGAAGUGAAUUCUAAGAAGAGAAAGAAAAAGGAUAAAAAAGAGCAAAAUGAGACAAAAGAGUCAGAUGUGCCUUCCGUAGGCAACUCAUGUUUCAAGAAAAAGUCAAUUUUCUAUGAGUUAGAGUAUUGGCAAUAUUUACAUGUUCGUCACAUACUCGAUGUGAUGCACAUUGAAAAAAAUGUUCUAGAAAGUCUAAUCGGUACAUUGCUAGAUAUUCCUGGGAAAACGAAGGAUGGAGUUGCUGCGAGAAUGGAUUUGGUACACAUGGGUGUGAGAAAUGAGUUAGCACCAACUGUGGUUGGGAAGAAGACAUGUUUGCGCAUGUUAUACACUUACUAA